GAUGGACCCCAGUGCAAGUCCAUUGGAAAAGGCAGCUACAACAAUGUAAUAGUCACCAGCAGUCCCAUGACAGUUCAACAGCUGGGACCUGUUUCACUUCCUGCUAAUCAGGUUUCAACAACAUGCAACCUGAUCAACCCUAACUUACAGAGGUCUAUGGAUGUUUCCACCCUGAGUCCUUCUCCAUCAGAUACAAGGUCGCUCUUGUCACAUGAGUCUCUGGCAUCUAUGACAUUAAGCUCGUCAGAAGGUCAGUCCACUUUGAGUGUUAAGCAAGAGAGGUUGCAUGGGUACAAGACACUUCAUUCUGUUGCUCCUGACCAAGGUUUUCAAAACGGCAGUGAGCUUGGGGACUUACUAAAUUUUUCACCUGCAACAUCUGUGUCUGGUAACUGCAUAUCUAACGCAUUAUCAUCCUACUUAUAUGGCACAGAAAAUAAGCAUUCCCUUUACACUAGUCUGCACAAUUCCUCAGCCUGGUCUCAAUCAGCCUGCUCCAAAAAAAGAUCACUCCCUCUAUCUCCUCUGUCUGAUGGCAUUGGGAUUGACUUCAAUACAAUCGUCCGUACAACCCCAACCUCUCUGGUGGCCUACAUCAACAGCUCUAGGACAUCACCAGCAAAUGUCUCCCCACAGCCUGAGGUCUAUGGACAUUUUUUGGGAGUGAGAGGAAGCUGUAUACCCCAAAAUUGCUCUAUUCCAUCUGCCCAGAAACACCUCCCCAUGGCUAAUGGCAAUAUCACCUUCUCAGGGUACACUGAUAAUGGGGCUGGCGAGUACCAGCGGAUGCAGCAGCUGGAGCAAACCAGCUUGCAGACGGGCACUGCAAGUAACAUGGUGAUUCAGGCAGGCAUGCAACCUGCAGACAACCAGGUGGUGAACAUCCUGAAAGAUGGACAUCUGGAUGACUUCUCAAGCCAUACAGUUGACAUGCCUCUUCCACCUCUGCUGCCACCACCUCCUUCUCAAGGGCCACCACCACCAUACCAUGCUCACCAGCACCGGCAACCACACAACCUCCCCAGUUGCAUUCACCCAUUGGCUGUGCCUCUUUCUGCCCCAGGCUCCCUGCUUGAUGAAGACAGUGAGUCAGGCAAUUUCAAUGGCAAGUAUGGCUGUUGUUGGGUAGACUGUGGUGCACUGUAUGACCAGCAAGAGGAGCUUGUGCGGCACAUAGAGAAGAUUCAUAUAGACCAGAGGAAAGGAGAGGACUUUACUUGCUUCUGGGCAGGGUGUCCACGAAGGUACAAGCCGUUUAAUGCCCGUUAUAAACUGCUAAUUCACAUGAGAGUCCACUCAGGAGAGAAGCCAAACAAAUGCACA
Messenger RNA from Nestor notabilis (Kea), 1323 nucleotides. It is a transcript of the gene GLIS3, whose product is annotated as GLIS family zinc finger 3. Gene Ontology annotation, molecular function: DNA-binding transcription factor activity, RNA polymerase II-specific; RNA polymerase II cis-regulatory region sequence-specific DNA binding. Gene Ontology annotation, cellular component: nucleus. Gene Ontology annotation, biological process: regulation of transcription by RNA polymerase II. Lineage: Eukaryota; Metazoa; Chordata; Aves; Psittaciformes; Psittacidae. The record is from RefSeq and is a predicted model, not a curated record. The transcript has 2 exons. The annotation marks the transcript as partial.